Messenger RNA from Betta splendens (Siamese fighting fish), 2573 nucleotides. RefSeq names its product nuclear receptor interacting protein 2 (gene nrip2). Gene Ontology annotation, molecular function: aspartic-type endopeptidase activity. The coding region runs from base 670 to 1500 and encodes 276 amino acids. Gene Ontology annotation, biological process: proteolysis. NCBI's taxonomy places the organism in Eukaryota, Metazoa, Chordata, Actinopteri, Anabantiformes, Osphronemidae. The transcript is spliced from 6 exons. The record is from RefSeq and is a predicted model, not a curated record.
ACGCAGACAGAGUGUGUGACCUCUGACUUUAUAUGCUGUGGACGCACGACUGGCUGGACCGUAUUGGCUGAUUAGCAGAGUGGAAAGGUUUGGAAUAUUAACAGAGCUUGGCUUUCCUGUGAUUCCUUGGCUGAGAGUCAACUGACAAAACGUGGUCGCUGUGUGACGGAAAGAGGAGGGGGUGGGCGAGCACGAGAGAGAGAGAGAGAGAGAGAGAGAGAGAAUGCACUUUGAACAUAAAUAAGGGUCUAAAAGAGAGAGAGCAAGACAGAGAGAGAGCGAGCGAGAGAGAAAGAGCGAUCCAAGGACAGACGGCACUGAGGGGAGGGAAACGCACACGCUCUCACGGUCUCAGAGACAGAACAGAGCUUGAUUUUGAGAGAAGGAUGCUUGCGACAUCAAAGGCACAUUGAGGACAGGACGAUAGCUCCUAAAGCUGCUGAGACAAAUACAUGCCAAGGACUACGGAGAGAGAGAGAGAUCCCAGAGGGAAAGACAGCAGUGCUUCAGAGAGACCACAACAGGGUGGAGGAGACCACAUCCAUUGCUAGACCUUUAACAGGACAUAAAAAGCAAGCCCUCACAGCUGCAUCCUCCUCUGAGCUCAGAGACGUCCAGUCCGUCUGUCCCCUGUGCUUCUGUGGACGGCAUCACGAGAGGCUGAGCAGCAUGAGCGAGGCAAAGAAAGGGGAGCUAGCGAUCCGGGAUAAAGCCAUCCUGCACCAGCAGCGGCGGCUGAAGCAGGCCACGCAGUUCACACACAAGGACUCGGCUGACCUCCUGCCCCUGGACGGGCUGAAGAGACUGGGCACGUCCAAGGACUUGCAACCUCACAGCAUCGUCCAGCGACGCCUGCUGGAGGGGAACAUCACGCGCCUGCGCGGGGAGGCCCGCGACGCCAGCGCCCGGGUCCGCUCACCGCUGGCCGACGCCAAGGACGGCGCCGCCGACAACGACGAGCGCAGCGAGAGCACCGCCGACGACUCCACGGAGGAGAGGGAGUCUCUGGAGGAGAGCGAGAGGAGCCUGCGGUCGGACGAGGAGGACGACAGCAGCGAAGCGGGGGCCCGGCACGCGGCGGAGAAGCCCGAGGGCCCCGAGGACCCGGACGUCCUCGCGGCUCUGGUCGUUCAGUGCAAGUGCUGCGAGACUGAGGUCAAGGCGUCCAUCAACACCGGCAGCCAACACAACCACAUCUCCGCCUCCUGCUGUCAGCAGCUGGGACUAGUGCCGGGUCCGGACGGCUCACCGCGUGGAGGCAGCGGCCUAGUGACGGGGCUGCGGCUGCAGCUGGGCAGACAGACGCUGCAGUGCUCAGCUUACGUCCAAGACGAUGAAGCGUUUGACCUGCGCCUGGGUCUUCAGACUCUCCUGGAACUUAAAUGCUGCCUGGACCUGAGUGAGCGGGUCCUGAGGCUGCGGGGCUGUGAGGACCAGCUGCCCUUCCUGAACCCUCCCAGGAGGAGCCGGUGCCGUCACGACUCCAACGAGAACCUGUGAGGCCGCGCCGACGGCGGCCGGCGCUUCUCUGGACCUCCAGCGCUCGAGGCGACGUCGGCGUCUGGACGUGGAGUCAGAACGCGGUGCAGAAGCCGAGUUUACAUCGUGGUGUUCGUAGAGUUAAGACGUUCAUGAUGAGCCCGAUCAUUCUUCUAAUUAUCUUUAUAGAAUUCUAGAACCAGUUCCUCCGUUGCGCUGCUUGUGUGCGGUGGUUAUAAUACGUUACAGUGGACGGUUUUGUGAUUUGGCUGCACGGAUAUUACUUUAAAUCAUUAUGUGAGCAAACAUUAAUGUCAUUAAGUUCAACACCAGGUCCACGUGAGCAAACAGGGGGCAGCAACUGCCGGACCUUCAGAGUCUUGGAAAGUGUUCAGACGCCAGUCAUCUACAACUGCCGGUCCUCAGGACCGCUUCUCCGUCAGUCACUGCGGCCUCCGAUGAUCUGCUGUGGCUCCCUGAGUCCCUUCUGACCGCAAAACAGACUGGGUCCAGACAAACACGAUUCCCUGUGCAUGACUUUGUAAAGUUCUGCCUUUGUACAAGUCUGCAUGUUGAUGUAGUCUUCAAGUUGAAACUCUGAGGGGUUGUGUGUGUGUGUGUGUGUGUGUGUGUGUGUGUGUGUGUGUGUGUGUGUGUGUGUGUGUGUGUGUGUGUGUGUGUGUGUGUGUGUGUGUUUUCUGCCUCGUUACGGCUCCAACCUCCCCGACCGGCCCACGGGCUCCGGUCUGGACCAGCUGCCUCCCUCUCGGCCCGUUUCAGGGGGUUUCACUAACCCGGCUGACUCGUGUACAGACUCUGGCUCCACACCUCCUGUUCGCUGGUCGGCCUGUGGCCGGAGCAGCGAGCUGAUGGUCUCUGCCUGAGACGAGCUGACUGAAGGGCGCCGUGCUUCAGGUUGGGUCCAUCCCUUUCAGGGGACCACGCAUAGACCGGCUACGCUCGCUCCGAUUCGAUGUACUAGUGACCUUCCUACGCCGCAUAAGAGAAAUUAAUGUCUGACAGAAAUUUAUUUUUGGUGUUUCUCCUCUUCUGAACAGUAUUUUCUCUGCCUAAUUAAAUCUGUAUUCUGGCUA